Molecule: messenger RNA, 1848 nt
Organism: Lipotes vexillifer (Yangtze River dolphin)
Lineage: Eukaryota; Metazoa; Chordata; Mammalia; Artiodactyla; Lipotidae
Gene: MLX
Product: MAX dimerization protein MLX
Exons: 8
Coding region: 45-779 (244 amino acids)
Biological process (GO): regulation of transcription by RNA polymerase II
Cellular component (GO): nucleus
Molecular function (GO): protein dimerization activity; RNA polymerase II cis-regulatory region sequence-specific DNA binding; DNA-binding transcription factor activity, RNA polymerase II-specific
Source: RefSeq, a predicted model, not a curated record
AGGGGACCCGCCCGCGGGCAGGUUUCCGGUUCGGUGGGUCGGAGAUGACGGAGCCGGGCGCCUCUCCGGAGGACCCCUGGGUCAAGGUCGAGUAUGCGUACAGCGACAACAGCCUGGACCCCGGGCUUUUUGUAGAAAGCACCCGCAAGGGGAGUGUAGUGUCCAGAGCUAAUAGCAUCGGUUCCACCAGUGCCUCUUCUGUCCCCAACACAGAUGACGAGGACAGCGAUUACCACCAGGAAUCCUACAAGGAGUCCUACAAGGACCGGCGGCGGCGAGCACACACUCAGGCUGAGCAGAAGAGGAGGGAUGCCAUCAAGAGAGGCUAUGAUGACCUACAGACCAUCGUUCCCACCUGCCAGCAGCAGGACUUCUCCAUUGGCUCCCAAAAGCUCAGCAAGGCCAUCGUUCUGCAGAAGACCAUUGACUACAUCCAGUUUUUGCACAAGGAGAAGAAAAAGCAGGAGGAGGAGGUAUCCACGCUACGCAAGGACGUCAUGGCCCUAAAGAUCAUGAAAGUGAACUAUGAGCAGAUUGUGAAGGCACACCAGGACAACCCCCAUGAGGGGGAGGAUCAGGUCUCUGACCAGGUGAAGUUCAACGUGUUUCAAGGCAUCAUGGACUCCCUCUUCCAGUCCUUCAAUGCCUCUAUCUCCGUGGCCAGCUUCCAGGAGCUGUCAGCCUGUGUCUUCAGCUGGAUUGAGGAGCACUGUAAGCCUCAGACCCUACGGGAGAUUGUGAUUGGUGUUCUACAUCAGUUGAAGAACCAGCUUUACUGACCAGCUCUUGGAACCUGCAGAACAGCCAACAAGAGGCCUUGAGUCUCCUACUUGGCCGUGGAGCCACUGGGCUUAUGAGAUUGGACUGUGACACUGCAUACCAGUCAGCUGCUUUCUCCUCAGUGUUUGGCUCCCCAGCUCCCCCCUCCCCCUCAGCCCCAUCUUCAGUGGGGCUGGGAAGGGGGGAAGGUUAUUAGGAAAGCUUUGAUUAAUUUAUUAUACUGACCGUAGAUCUCAAACCUCUUUCCCCCUCCCCAUAGAAGUCCUCGGGAUGGGGUCUGCUCUGGGCAUCCUAAAAAGCUCCUGGCCUCUCCCUUUUUCUAAGCCUCAGAUUUCUGCUCAUAUUUGGUAACUACUGUUUGCCUGUUUUGGUCUCUCCGGCCACAUUUAGCCUGAGUUUGGCCACCUGGGCAGCAGUUGGAUGGGAAGAAGGGAGUAAGGGAAAAUACUCUCACAGCCGCGAAGGUGGAUGGCGGCCUCGUGCCUAGGCUAGGGCUGCCCGGUCAGCCCAAGGUGAGGCCAGAGCUUUCUCUGGGCAGCUCAGGGCAGGGCUGCCAGCUUCCUGCCCUUGCCCCCUACUCUGGGUGGUGGAGGGAAGCAACCUCUUCACCCGUUUCUGCCCUCUGUGUCCCCACAGGCAGUAGCACUGCACAGCAAAGUCAAAUGUGACACAACACUACAUAUUAAAUGUUUUAAUUUUUCUAAACAACAAUGCAAUUUUGCUAAAGUUACAAUUUUGGAAAAUUGGUCUCAAGACCACUCCCAGGCUUUCUGUCAAGUGUAUCUGGGUCUCCACCAUCUCAGUGCUGCCUGCAUUUCUCCCAGGACUUGGGGUGGGGUGAAGGUGGGUAGAGAAGAUUUUCUAAAGGUCUCCUGGAGUGUAGAGCCCAGGAGAGUCCUGGGUGAGGCCCUGGGCUCCUUGAAUGCUGUGCAUAGUAGCCUCUCUCUGCCCUUGUCCCCCAAGCUCUCUUUUGCCUUCCUUGGGUUUGAUAUCUGGGAGGUCUGAUUAUCCAGAGGAAAUUAAAUAUUUUUAUAUCAAAUUAUAUUACAAUAAAUAUUGCCAAAUGCU